UUCACCCAUUUCCAGGUUUCUCUCUCCGUAGUCCAUUUCCAGAGGUCAAACAACAAACAAUUGCUCCUAGUUUUUCCUUGCCGAUUGGCGAAUUGGCAGGAAAGCAUUGAGCCAACUAAUCAACACAGAAACACUCAGAAGAAAAAAGAAAAAAGAAAUACAAGCAAAUAGCAUUCUGAUUUAGACACAUAGAAAUAAAGGGAGGAGAAAAUGGUGGAAGGGACCUCCAACGAUGACUUAUUGAGGACGCCGGAAGCCAUUAGAUCCUCCGAGGAGCAAUAUGUGACUGCGGUUACGGACAAUUACGAGACAACUUGCUGGGGAUGUGGACUGCGCCUACUACUUCCAUCUUGUACAUCUGUUUUCAAAUGUGCCUGGUGUGGGGCCAUAACAAAUCAAAACAAACAAAAACAUGAAAACAAGUGCUUUAAAUGGAGACGACUUCGUGAUCGAUGUGUUGUUCCUAUUGUCAUCUUGUUUAUGCUCUUUGUGAUAUUUGGAGGAGUGUGGGCAGUUUAUCCCUUUCUCCUUACAUUCAGUCUUUCUGGGAUUACUCACUGCAUUAUAACAGCAAUCUUGUCCAUAUCCACGAUUUCCUUUUUCAGCCUGGCGGCAUUUAAGUGUGCAGGCACACCCCCAAAUAUAUUGUGGGGAAGCUACCCUACUGUUGGGAAAGGGGACCUUGAAAACUACACUUUCUGUCACUACUGCUCAAAACCAAAGGCACCUGGAACUCAUCAUUGCCGUUCUUGUGAAAAGUGUAUUCUGGACAUGGAUCAUCACUGUCCCUUUAUUGGGAACUGUGUUGGCGCAGCUAAUCACCGUGACUUCAUUGCCUUCCUUAUUUCGGCUGUGGUCAGUACCCUAUAUGUUUCAAUCAUGUCUGCAUAUGCAAGCUUUCUCAUAUGGCCAUCUGUGAAAUACUCCUCCCUUGGGGGCCUCAAAGGGAUUACUAGAAGAGAUAUGGUUUGGAGAGCCAUGAAUGAAAUUAUUUCUGCUCUCCUCAGAUCUGUUCUGCUUCUACCCACAAGGGGACUUGUUCUUGUCUAUCUGUUUUUUUCGAGCUUUUCCGUGCAAAUAGGACUGAGUGUUCUUCUGUGGCAGCAACUUUCUUACGUAUAUGAGGGGAAAACUUAUUUGAGCCACCUCAGUUCACAGGCAGAUAAAUCGGAAGGGAAGAAAGAUUGUCAAAAUUUUGUUAGAUUCUUUGGUUUCCCCUAUUAUAUAGCAAGAUUUUUGCCAAACUUUCGUAUGGGUAGGAAAAAGCACACAAAGUGAAACUGGCACAAUUAUGUAAUUUUAUAAAAGGCUGGUUGUCAUUCUUGUGAGAGUGCAUUUCACAGUAUUCUAUUUUUUGUUUAUAAAUCUAUGUCAGAUUGCCACUGUAUGAUUGAAA
Molecule: messenger RNA, 1396 nt
Organism: Neltuma alba
Lineage: Eukaryota; Viridiplantae; Streptophyta; Magnoliopsida; Fabales; Fabaceae
Product: protein S-acyltransferase 11
Exons: 4
Coding region: 211-1278 (355 amino acids)
Molecular function (GO): palmitoyltransferase activity
Source: RefSeq, a predicted model, not a curated record